AUGAUCACCCUGUCGCCGCCAAGCAAGACGAGCUUGCUUUGGAGGUCAUGCCCCCAAAGGCGCAGCUGGCAGAGAUCAAGGAGUUCGACAGUCAAUCACGCUUCGCUCAAGUGGGACCUACAGCUGAAAGAGAUUGAGCGCAAGGUCGACGCCGUAUGCCAGUUUCUCCCUACGGCUGCCCCUACCAGUGUUGUUCGUGGUGAAAGCCCCGAAGACUCCAAGCCUGGCUCCGACUACGAGAAGCUAGCGAUGAGGCUCCAUCGAGACCUCAUGCGGGGCGAAGGCUUCUGGAAGACAAUGGUGCCAUCGACCAGCGGAACAGGUCAGAUCGAGGACGACAUGGCUAGAAUGGGUAUAACUCAAGGCAAGCGGGUGCACUUUUCUACCCUACCAUCCGUGAACCUCCUUCGCGGUCCCAAUGAGUGGAUCGAUGCUCUGAUGGCCGAAGCUCUUGAGGUCGACCGCACGCUUCCGACGGUACCUAAGCGACUGUCCCCUCGGCUUGGGUCUCAUCACAGAUGCCCCCCUGUUCAUCGACUGCCGCAACUCCUUCUGCCAAGUCGACCUUGUCACGCACUCCAAGAGGAACUGGGACCAGAUCAAAGCCGCGUUCGACUUCCUUGCCGACUUGAUCAAGAUUUAGGGUUAGGAGGCAGUGUCAAGGUCUGA
Messenger RNA from Fusarium graminearum PH-1, 669 nucleotides. RefSeq lists its product as uncharacterized. The transcript is spliced from 2 exons. The record is from RefSeq and is a predicted model, not a curated record. NCBI's taxonomy places the organism in Eukaryota, Fungi, Ascomycota, Sordariomycetes, Hypocreales, Nectriaceae. Bases 1 to 669 code for a protein of 222 amino acids.